AUGGACCACAGAGGCGAGGCGGCGACGGUGAAAGAGCCGGGGAACAUGGACCACAGAGGCGAGGCGGCGACGGUGGAGCUCACCGACCUCGGCAUGGCCGACGUGGUCCAUGGACGCGAGGCAAGCAUGAGCACCGGCACGUUCCACGGCCAGCUCGGCGCUGCCACGGCGUACGACAACUCCGCCGAGUUCGCGUGCCAUGUCCGCGCUGCGUCCGCCGGCACGGCGCCUGUCGCCGUGUUCCACCGUGAACCCGGACCCGGCGUGGUGUACGCCAACAUCGGCGCGUCCUGGCAGCAGCCAGGCCCGCCCGAUGUGGUGCUUGUCGGCCACGACAGCUACUUCUACUCUGCGCUGCAGCCCCGCCCGGGCGCCGGACGUGGCGUGGUGCCUGCCGCCCUGCUCUCCGGCGGCCUCGGCGCGAUGUACAACGGGGAUUACGCGCUGCCACUCCGUCCGGAUGCUAGACACGGCGAGGUGCAUGUCGACCUGUUACCCGCCCCCGACGGCGCCGGACAUGGCGAGUUGUUUGUCGGCCUGCUCUCGGGUGGCGUCGACGUGGUGUACGACGACUACGGCUACUACACGUGGCAGCCCCGCUCGGGCGCCGGACGUGGCGAGGAGUUUCCAGGCCCCCUCCCUGACGGUGUCGGCUCGGUAUUCCACCACAACUCAGGCGACUUCGCGCAGCAGACUCUCCCGGCCAACGGGCGCGCCGGCGGGAUUGCUGGCGCGCUCCGUGACCCCAACCUCAGCGCAGGGUACGACGGCUCCGGGGCCUGGCUGACGACCUCGGCGCUGUGUAUGACAACCGCUGCAUGGUGA
Molecule: messenger RNA, 825 nt
Organism: Miscanthus lutarioriparius
Lineage: Eukaryota; Viridiplantae; Streptophyta; Magnoliopsida; Poales; Poaceae
Source: the annotation of a GenBank genome assembly